Messenger RNA from Plasmodium gaboni, 3036 nucleotides. RefSeq lists its product as hypothetical. Lineage: Eukaryota; Apicomplexa; Aconoidasida; Haemosporida; Plasmodiidae. The record is from RefSeq and is a predicted model, not a curated record. The coding region runs from base 1 to 3036 and encodes 1011 amino acids. The transcript has a single exon.
AUGAACAAAUUAUAUAUAUUUAUAGGAAUAAUAUUUAUUAUAUUAUGUUCUGACUUUAGUAAUAAUGUAAAUGAAAACAAUAUAUGGAAAUCUCAUUAUUCCAUUUUUUUGAAAGAAAGAUUUAAUAGAAACAAUAAUUAUUAUAAUGAAUAUAAUAAUAUAGGUAGGAAAAAAAUAAAGAAAAGAAAAUAUAUUUAUCCUCCAAACCUUGGUUAUAUAUUUCUACCUUUUAAUAAUAAACUUGGUCGUUCUAAUACUUACAAUAAUGUAUCAAGAAAUGAAUGUAUAGUUGAUUAUAUAACAAACAGAAAGAUGCAAAAGGAAAAUAUUUUCCUUUUUCAUAAUGUGCAAGCAAUAAAUAAGAAAAUGAAAUUAAAAUAUCAUGUAUGUAUAUGUGCUGAAAAUAAAAAAAGAAAUAACCAUGUGUUCAUGGAUAAUAAAUGGGGAGAAUCUUUUCAAAAUGACAAGACAGAAGGAGUAAUUGAUAAAAACAUUCCUAGUAAUUUAAUUAAUAAUGACAAUGAAAAUAAUCCUGAGUAUGAGGGUAUGCCUAACCACCUAAGCGAUAGUAAUUUAGAAAGUGCUCUGAAGAAAGCAGAAGAAUAUAUUAAAGGAAAAAAAGAUGAUAUAAUAGAAAGAAGGGAAAAAGAAAAAAAGAAAAAAAUUGUUGAAAAAAUGAAAGGUGAUGAAGAUGUUUUUUCAGAUAAGUUAUUAGAUUUAAAAAUAUAUGAUAUGUUAAAAUAUGUAUAUAGAAAUAAUAUAUAUAGGACAUCUCAUGAAUUAGUAAAUAAUGUAUGCAUGUGGAUGAAAAAUACGUAUUCUUCUUAUGUAGAUACUAAUAAAGAAAUAGAACGAAGAAAAAAAAUGAAGCAAGAAAAAGAUAAGGUAGAAAAUAAGGAAGAAGAUAAAGAAAAAGAUGCAAAAGAUGAAGAAAAAAAAGAGGAAUUAAUAAAUUCAAGUGAUAAUCAAAGUAAUACAAAACAGAACGAAACUGAUAUUAAUUAUAAAAGGGUCGAUGUUAAUAUUGAUGAAGAUAUAACAAAAGGAGGAAACCCCCCCAAAAAAAAGGAGAACGAAAUUGAAAGUGAAAUUAUAGAAAAAGAUAUUUCAACAAAUUAUAGUAAAGAUAGAAAUGUACAGUAUUUAAAUACUUUUUCUUUUAAUAAAAAUAAUGAAAAACUGAAUAAUGAAAUGGAGAGCUUAAAAUUGUAUAAUAAAAAAAAUUUAAGUAAAUAUUUUUUUUCUCUCUAUAAAGGAAAUAUAUUAAAACAGUUGGUAACUGAAGGUGAGGAUCUACAACAGAAGGAUGAAUAUAUGGAAAGAAAAAAAAAAAAGGAUGACAUAAAUAAAUGUGAUAGUAAUAAUAAUAAUAUGUUACAUAAUAAUAAUAAUUUGUUAGAUAAUAAUAAUAAUAUGUUACAUAAUAAUAAUAAUAUGUUACAUAAUAAUAAUAAUAUGUUACAUAAUAAUAAUAAUUUGUUAGAUAAUAAUUACUUGGAUAAAAGAGUAAAAGACACACUAACACAGGAAUUAUUUCUUUAUGAUGAAGAAUAUUAUAUAGAUAAAGAAAGAUAUAUGAAAUCCAAUGUUACUAUAGAAUUUAAUAUUUAUGAUACUUAUAGUGAUAAUGUUAUUUUAAAUAAUAAAAAAACAAAUUCAACUAUGUUAGAGUUCCCAUUAAUAGAUAGUCAUCAUAUUAUUCAGAAGUGUAUAUUAACAAUGAAAAAAUUAGAAAAGGCUAUAUUUUAUAUUAAAAAUAAUUUAUUAUUUCAUACAUUUAACUACAAUGAUAACCCUACAAAUAAUGAUGAUAGAAAUAUUUAUGAUGUUAUAAUAAAUGAAGAAUGGGUUAAAAUGGAAUUAUAUUUAUGUAAUAUAUAUGGUAUCAAUGAAAAAUGGAUGGGUAUUACUCCUAAUAUGUUUGAAAAUGAAGAAAAGACAAAUAUGUUUUUAAAAAAUUAUAACAUGGAGAAUCCUCAAAAUAAUAUUAUUACUUUAGGGGACCCAAAUAAUAAUUCUAAAGCAGUAACUAAUGACACGAAUGAUGAAAUUAUAAAUAAAAUAAAUGAUGAUAAAAAUGGUACCUUAAAAAAAAAUACUACUCAAGUUGAUAAGGGUCCUAGUAAUAAUAAUGUAACGGAUGUUUUAAAUAAUUCAGGGUAUGUGCCAUGCGCUGGUUUGAAGGAUGGAAAUGUUGAGAGUGACAAAAAUGUUGCAAGUGACAAAAAUGUUGAGAGUGACAAAAAUGUUGAAAGUGACAAAAAUGUUCCAAGUGACAAAUAUCUUUUAAGUGACAAGAAUAACGAAGUGAUCGAAAAGAACUCAUGCGAUGCAGUGGUGGAUGAAGCUAGCCAAAAGAGAAGAGAAGAAAUUAUAAGAAAGACUGAAGAAUAUGAAAGGAGAAAAGAAUUAGAAAUAAAAAGUGAUUUAUUAUUAAGAAAAUUAGAAAACGAAAUGAAAUACGAUCCAGAUCAUUACAUGUGGAAAGAUUUAUAUCCUCAAUUAAGUGAGCAUCAUAAAAAGAAGACUGAUAAAUAUUUUGAAAAUUUAAAAAAAGAAAUGAGUGAGAAUAAAUGUAGUAGAGGAUAUACAGAUAAUAUAAAAAAGAAACAAAGUAUGAAAGGAUAUGAUAUAGGUGAAAAAAUUGAAGGAAGAACAAAAUAUUAUAUAUGGCAUGAAAAUAUGUUUAGUUUUUCUUUAUAUUUUUUUUUACGUCCAUAUAUAAAAAAAAAACAUAUUCUUAUAGAUAUAGAUAAUCAUUUCUUUUCAUUAACAAUAAAUAAACAUAAUAUUAUAAAGGAUAUUUUUAAUCAUCCUAUAAAUUCUUCAGAUUCUGUUUGGUCCUUGACAGAUAAUGAAGAUAACCUUUCUACUCAAAACCAAGUGACUGACAUGCAAUUUCCUGUAUAUGAUAUAACUAAUAUACAAGAUGAGGAAAUACAAAGGUUUAUUAAGAGUAAAUAUUCUUUGGUAUAUAAUAUAUAUAAGGAUAACAAUCAUAGGUAUAUGUGGGGGUCUAUAUUUAAAUCAUCAUAG